This is a messenger RNA of Bipolaris maydis ATCC 48331, 813 nucleotides long. The record is from RefSeq and is a predicted model, not a curated record. Lineage: Eukaryota; Fungi; Ascomycota; Dothideomycetes; Pleosporales; Pleosporaceae.
AUGACUGGGGCUGCUCUUUUUUCCACAGUAAAGCUAGUGCAUGUUGUUGGCUGGGACGACCUCAUCAUUUUGCUAUCGCUAGUAGGAUUCGGUCAGCACACAACAGUAAUUGCUGCACAAUUCGCCAUUGAGCGGUUUUUUAAAGGCUCCAUGAUUCAGAUGCUAGGAUAUCCCGCAUUCAGCUUACCGAACAUAUCCAUCACGAUUCUCGUCUGCCAGCUUCCCUCCUCGAGCCCACGGCAUACUGUUGCUCUAUAUUCUAUGGCGAUUCUGCAAUCAUGCUGGAAUCCAAAUAUUCUCAACAACUUUUCUUACUGGUUUUGUGCGUACACGACGUUCACGGAUGUGGUAUUGGCAGUGGUGCCGGCAUACCCAUUCUGGAACCUGCAGAUGGCUUGGUCCACGAAGGUUGGCCUCAUUGUGAUGAUGAGCAUGACCAUGUUGUCUGCAAUAAUCACCGUCAUUAAAGGGACAUAUUUGCCGUUGUUUACAGACACAACUGAUCCUCGUGAACCUGUACAGCUGGCGAUAUGGGGCUUAGUAGAACAAAAUAUCGUCAUUAUGGCCACCUAUGUACCCACAAUGCGACCUUUCUUUAUCCGCACAUGGAGGUGUAGUUUUUCGACAAAGCCAGGGGCUCGAUCCAGGUAUCUAGCUCAAGAUCCAUCCACAUAUACAAGAAGAACAAGAAGCCAACUCAAGUGCCGAUCAGGGCCGAUCUCCGACGUGGCCUUGACCCAAUUCGAAUUACAUGGGGAUCCAUUUGACCAAACGGUAACCGGGGGCCAAGCAGUGGGUGCAAAUGACCGAUAA